Zymoseptoria tritici IPO323 is the source of this 2109-nucleotide messenger RNA. RefSeq lists its product as uncharacterized. NCBI's taxonomy places the organism in Eukaryota, Fungi, Ascomycota, Dothideomycetes, Mycosphaerellales, Mycosphaerellaceae. Gene Ontology annotation, cellular component: nucleus. The transcript has a single exon. The coding region runs from base 1 to 2109 and encodes 702 amino acids. Gene Ontology annotation, molecular function: zinc ion binding; DNA-binding transcription factor activity, RNA polymerase II-specific; DNA binding. Gene Ontology annotation, biological process: DNA-templated transcription. The record is from RefSeq and is a predicted model, not a curated record.
AUGGCCGCCGUGAUGACAGUCCCGCCUCUAGCCCCGCGACCUUCGCCACGCCCAAUUACCGUCUGGUCCUCUCCCAAACCUCUCCCAGACGGCAAAGAGAAUCGACCUGCCUUGAAACAGCUCCAACAAAGCACUCCACCCAAUCGAUCACGAAGAGAAAGACCCUGUGACGGCUGCCGGAAACGAAAGUCCAAGUGCGUCCUGCAGGAGUCCCGCCGAUGUGUACUGUGUGAAUUCCACAAGCAAGACUGCACGUUCAUCCAAGACGCCCAACCGAGGAAACGCAAAGCGGAGGAUCCAUUGAAGUCCGACGGUCCGACCAAGAAAGCCUCCCCACCCGUGCUUCCACGUCCAACAUCUGCUCCGGUGGUGACCACAAUCCCGAAGAAGGAACCGGACGCCACAUUGCCGACCCCGGCUCAGCCCUCGAUGAGAAAGCCCUUCGCCGUGGACGAGACAUUGAGCUUGCAGAGGCAUCGGCACUGCAAGUAUCUUGGCCAGACGACCGCUCUCGACGCUUGCUUGAUUGGGCUGGGAUCAUUCAACGACAAGAACGAGACCGAGUCGCAGGUUGGGACGCUCCGUCAAGUCACUGGGACUGAGUACUUCAGCACACAUGCCGAUGCCGACGUCAACAUCCCCGACGAUGAAACGAGGGCACUCGGAGAGAUCGACCAGAUCAUUGGACCUCAUGGUCCCGCCUUGAUCGAUAUCUACUUUCGCAAUGUUCAUCCCAGCUACCCCAUUAUCCAAAAGCAAGCCUUCCUCGACCGACAUCGACAUGGCGACCGCCAGUUCAAUCCUCCUUUGCUGGCCGCCAUGUACCUCCUCGCGCUGACAUGGUGGGACUACGAUCCGUCCGUCUCUGCCCACCCGAAGCCAGAUGUUCCCAAACUUGAAUACAUCGCCAUCAGCUCCCUCACCAUUGCCAUGCAACGGCCCAAGAUCUCCGCCGUACAGGCUGGUCUCCUCCUUCUUCAACGAGCCAAGUCUUCUACCUGGACACUCACGGUCCAACUCGUCGCUCUGGGACAAGACAUUGGCCUCCACCUCGACUGCUCCGACUGGUCUAUACCACUAUGGGAACGACUUCUCCGCAAACGUCUCGCUUGGGCCCUCUACAUGCAAGACAAAUGGUCUGCAGUGAUGCACGGUCGUCCCUCACACAUCAACUCCUCCGACUGGAAUGUGCCUCAACCAACAGAGGCCGACUUCUCCGAAAUCAUCGGCCCGUCUUCCGAGCACGAACAAGAAGAAGACUCCACCACAUCCAAAGGCCGACAGGUCUUUACGCAAAUGAUGGCUCUCACAUCCAUCAUGUCCGAGGUCUGCGAAACCUUCUACUCCGAGACCUCGAAAGCCGCCUUCCUCCGCGCUGGACCAUACGCAACCCAACUCGUGCUCAACAAAGCCAAACCCGUACAAAUCAAACUGAAAGAAUGGUUCGCCAACCUUCCCGCCGACUGCAAAAUGGACUCUUCCACCACCCCAUCCCUCCAAACCAACCCUGGCGUGCUCCAAACCCAAGGCUACCUCCACCUCGCCUACUUCGCCACAGAAAUCUGCAUCCACCGCCGCAUCAUCUCUUCCCUCGACUCCGCCACCGCGGACCCUUACAUGCUCUACAUCAUCCGCUCCGCCGCUAAAACCCGGCUCAUCUCCGCUCUCGACUUUGUCAACCGGCUCACGCCCUCCCAUCUACACGCUUUCUGGUUCUUCGCAUCCGCUUCCAACUUCGCGCUCAUCGGCACGUUUGGCGCGCUGCUAAUGGCGACCAGCGCGGACGAAGAAGAGAAAACCUUUUAUGAAUGUCGACUCAAUGAGUUUCGAUGGACUCUGACGGUGAGUAAGAGGAAAGCGGGCUGGAUUGGACAAGCGCUCGAGACGUUGAAUGCUACGGGCGGGAUGUUGAGGGGACUGCCGGCUAAGCCUGCUGCUGGGAAGGGAAGUGGGGUGCCGCCGCCGCCACCGCCGAUGAUGCAGAGGGCCGUCACGCUGGGAGAGAAGAUGAUGGGCGGUGGUGAUGGGGCGGAGGAGAUGGAUGUUGAUGAGGAGGAGGAGGAGGAGGAGGAGGAGUGGGAUGAGGAGGAGGAUGGGAGGCAGGGGUGA